Odontomachus brunneus is the source of this 4225-nucleotide messenger RNA. Its product is annotated as actin-binding protein IPP-like. Gene Ontology annotation, molecular function: protein binding. Lineage: Eukaryota; Metazoa; Arthropoda; Insecta; Hymenoptera; Formicidae. Bases 1 to 1914 code for a protein of 637 amino acids. The transcript is spliced from 7 exons. The record is from RefSeq and is a predicted model, not a curated record.
AUGCGCCUAAAGGGGAAAAAUAAUACAAAGUCGUUCCACAGUGUCUACAGGGUGCUUUCUCGUCUAUGUCGAUCUAUGGAUAAAGGACAGCUUGAUGGUUUCAUGGCGGAUGGUGUAGCACCAACUCUGAAGAAUGGCCAUAACUCUAACAUGGGUUUUACUAACCAGCAAGUGAAGCAACCAUCCGACGUCUCCAACAUCGUGUACACUGUAGGACAGUAUCCACCAAAACUUCUACAUAAUCUCAAUGCGCAAAGACUGGCAAACAAAUUCAGCGAUGUAGGCCUGGUAGCUGGUGGGAGCAUUAUUAGAGCACACAGAUCAGUUCUGGCUGCUGGCAGUGCCUAUUUCAAUGCUAUGUUCACUGUUGGUUUGGUCGAAGAGCAACAAGAGCUGGUGGAGAUUCACUCAGUUUCGCCUCACAUUCUCUCCCAAUUAGUGGACUUUAUUUACAGUGGCAAUGUAGAUAUCACGCAGGAUAAUGUGCAGGAGCUAUUUGCUGCUGCUGACAUGUUGGAGUUAGAUGAUGUCGUGUCUGGCUGUAUCUCCUAUCUCAAACAGCAGCUGCAUUAUUCUAACGCCCUUGGAAUUUACAGAUUUGCGGAAGCGCAUAACAGACUGGAUCUUUUGGAGACUGCCCUACGCUUUAUAGAAGUCAAUUUUCCUCAAGUCUGUCAAGAGGAAGAAUUUCUGGAUUUGCCCAAGGAACAUCUUGUUAAUUUUCUCAGUAGCGAUUACAUUCACAUUGAUACCGAAUGCCAGGUCUUCCAGGCGGCGUACAACUGGAUCGUACACGACAUUCCCGCGCGGAGAUGCUACGUGUUUGAGGUCCUCGGCCACAUACGCUUGCGAUUGUGUUCAUUAGCAAGGUUGGAGCGAAUUAUCCUGGAGUGCAAAGAUGCGAGUCUCAUCGUCGCGCUGCGAUCUAUACAAAAGGAUUUAGUUUCAAAUAAAGGUUGCUUGGUGCCUCUUCAUGCUCAGCCCCGCGUCUGUGCCAGGAAGAACAUUUUGGUGAUUGGUGGAUCUAAGCGAGAACAUUCUGCGGACAGCUGGGGCAGGACCGCCGAGAGUACUUAUGAAACUAUUGAGAAAUAUGACAUAUUCACUGGAGAAUGGAGCGAGGUGGCUCCAAUCAGCAUAGGACGCAUUCUACCGGGAGUGGCUUUGUUGGAUGGCAAGGUAUACGUUGUCGGUGGUGAGCUGGAAUCUUGCAUAAUCGCCAACUGCGAGUGCUACGAUCCUCGUGACAACGUCUGGAGUUCAAUUGCUUGCAUGGAGGAGCCUAGAUGUGACUUCGGUCUUUGUGCCUUGGAUAACUGCUUGUAUGCAUUCGGCGGAUGGGUAGGCGAAGACAUCGGCGGUUCCAUCGAAAUAUACGACCCGAUCGCCAACAUGUGGACUCUCGACGGCUAUCUGCCGGAACCACGGUUUAGUAUGGGCGUUGUCGCAUAUGGAGGACUAAUUUACGUCGUGGGCGGCUGUACUCAUAAUAGCCGACAUCGUCAGGAUGUGAUGAGUUAUAAUCCCGUGACAAGAGAAUGGAAUUACUUGGCUCCAAUGCUCACACCACGUUCACAAAUGGGUAUCACGGUACUCGACGGAUACAUGUACGUUGUAGGCGGCACCAGUAAAAAUCAGGAAGUCUUAACUUCGGUUGAAAGAUACUCUUUCGAGAAGAACAAAUGGACCAGCGUGGCUCCUAUGAGCAUGGGCCGAUCAUACCCAGCGGUUGCGGCAGCUGACAGUCGGCUCUACGUCAUAGGCGGUGAUCAGUCGCAAGAGAUCAAUUUCUAUCGCACGCAGAUCACGAUCUCGACUGUUGAGUGCUACGAUCCUCACACGAACAAGUGGCAUGAGUGCGCUUCCUUGCCUUCGAGCAGAGGUGAGGCGACGGCGAUCGUCGCACCCUUCUGAUCAACAUUUCGCGGAAGUCCAGUUCGUUCGGCUUGGUAUCGGCUCGGCGUUGUCGUCUCUUCUUACUUUUCAAAUCUGUCGGCGCUUCUUUUCGUUAAUAUCUAUUCCGCGUUAUCAAACUUCACAAAGAGCGUUGUAUCCAUUAGGUAGAUAGUCGAUCGUGUUAAUCUAAAGAGUAUUGUAGAAUUAUUAAUUUUUAGAAAUACUCCCCCCGCGUUCACUUUUUAAAUACUUUUUAAAUACUCACACUUUUUGAAUACUCCCAUUUACUAAGGUAUUAUACAUAUUAAGAUUAAGUUCUAACUAAAAAAGAUUAUUACUAUUUCUCACGAAUCGCUAAUUGGUACGUUAAAAGGAGCCUAGGAUCCAAGGAAUGUAGAAUCUAACGAAUUUGAGUUCUAAAAAAAGCUGGGAUUAAAGAAUCUAGAAUCUAAGGAAUUUAAGAGAUACAAGAGGAAUCAUUUUUAUAAUUCAAAGAGCUUUGACUCAACACAUUCAAGAUUUAAAUAUUUUACACCCCAGACAUCUGGACUGUAACUUCUUGUAAUGUAUUGAGGAAAAAAAGAUAAAACUUAAAAUACCCAGCGCUCAAAAGUAGGGUCCAAAUUAUUCAAAUUUUCCAAAAUUUUGGAUCCAAGUAACAUAAGAUUUACAGAAUCUACAAUCCAAGGAAUGUAGGACCCGAGUUUUUUAAAACGUAACUCGAUCAAAGUUCAAUGGAAUUUAAGACCCAAUAAAAAUUCAGGUCUGAUGGAAAUAUCCUAAAAAAAUAUUUGUUAUUUCUUUGUUAUUUUAACGCUUAACGCGUGUACGAAUUGGACGUAAUAGUCUUAAUUCGAAGCUGUAGAUAUUGGAUCAUUUAUUACACUUAUGUUACAAUCAGGUUAACGUGCGAACGGAUUUGAAAUUGACAAAGAUGUUCGUAAUGAAAACGUAAAGCAUAUGAAAAUAUUUGAAUAUUUUUAUUAAUUAACGACAAGCAUUAAUGAUGUGCGCUAGAAAGGACUGAGCCUCUUUAUAUUACAAUAUAGUCACAUACCAAAGUUAUUGUAAUUUUUAAUCGCAUCACUACAAAUAUAUCUACAAAUACAGCUCGCGUUAAAUAUAUAAGGAGUUAUAAGUCGGAUCCAAAGAUAUUUAUCCUUGGAUUAUCUAAGGGUCUAAAGAUACAAGGAUCUCCAAAAGUUGGAUUAUCACAGAAUUUAAAGAUUCGUGCAAAUUCACAAAUUUUGAAAAUCUAAAUCAUUAGAAAUUUUACACAUUUCCAAAUAUCCAAAAAAGUUAAAAAUCAAGAAUCUAUCCCGAAGAUUAUAUACUCUUACAUUGAUAAUUAAGAAGAAAGUUAAUAAAAAUUUGAAUAUUAAUUCUCUCUAGAAGACAUAAAUAACAUAAUUUGAAUUAAUUUAAAAAUUCAAAGAAAUAAGCAUACGGGAAUUUCACGGUUAAAUCGAUUCAGUGGUCCUUGGAACUUUUAACCCUUGACACUUUGGAAUCUCAGGAUCUAAGGAUUCCAAAAUAUGUACGUUAUUAAAUAAGAUAACCAUGUUUCUUAAUUGGCGUGCAAAACUGCGCGCAAUGUUUUGUAAAAUAUAAGGCCACAUUUUAUAAAACCGUUCUAAGAAUCGAAGAAUCGCCGGUCUCUGUAAUUAAUUGUCCAUAUUACAAUUCGAUUUGCCAUUGUUCGAAGUGUGAUGUUUGGUGCUACGUGAACAUUCGUAAAUAAUAUACGAUUAUUCUUCAAUUUUUUGACACAGGAUAAAUAUGAAUGAGAUUGCCUUUUGUUGUGGAUAAUUUUGGCCCACUCUAUUUAUUUCUAUUAUUAUUAAAAAGUUUCUUUUACUGUUGUAAAAUAAACGUCGCAUAUAAUUUUUUAUAUAUUUCCUUUUGUAUGAUUUUAAUUAACAUAAAAGUGUCGAAAUAAAUUCUUAACACGAUUAUGUUGGAAUAUAUAAGAAACUUGCUUACAGAUCCGUUAAUUGCUAGAUCUAUUGUAUACUAUGUAUUAUAUAAAUAAGUACGAAAAACUCAAUGAUAUACGAAAACCAUGUAGACAUAAAAAAUAUGAAUGUAUAAAUCUAUAAGUAUAGUAAUAUUAAUAUUCUCUAUAAAAAAUGAUAAACUUCAGACCUAACAAGACUUGUAGAUCUGCGAUUCUAGAUUUCUACAAUGUGAUAUUGAAUAAACAAACGCUAACGAGACACAUGCGAAAGAUUAUAAACAAGUAUUAUAAUACUCCAAACAGCCUUAAAAUUUGUAGGUAAAAACAUCUAUGGAUUUUCGGAAUUAUAUAAAUAUAUGGAUAAAAAAAUAA